Messenger RNA from Penicillium cataractarum, 3108 nucleotides. RefSeq names its product 3',5'-cyclic-nucleotide phosphodiesterase PDE2 (gene pdeB). The record is from RefSeq and is a predicted model, not a curated record. The transcript has a single exon. NCBI's taxonomy places the organism in Eukaryota, Fungi, Ascomycota, Eurotiomycetes, Eurotiales, Aspergillaceae. Gene Ontology annotation, biological process: signal transduction. The coding region runs from base 1 to 3108 and encodes 1035 amino acids. Gene Ontology annotation, molecular function: 3',5'-cyclic-nucleotide phosphodiesterase activity.
AUGGGAGACCGCGUGGAAUGUAUAGGCGUCUACGUCGACGACCGCGUCCGAUCGGAACGAUGGGUGCGCCGGAAUUCGAUUGACACUUCAACACUUUCGUCUGCCGGCUCUUUAGUAUUUCCUGAUGAGCCAGACGCUCUACAGUCUGAUAUAGAGCAAUUGUUGGAAGUGUGUAAAAAGAGUAUGUUUUUGCAACCAGAGUUGCGCGAUUGCCUCGUCACGAAAGAUCUGUUUUUCUUGCUAACCAAUUCCCCGUCAGUUUACCUCUGUCAUACCGGCUCAUCCUUUGCGACCAAGCUAGCCGAGCUUAGCGAUCAUUCCGGCAGCGACUGUACCCCGAUAUUUGCAUUCUGUGGUAUUGAUUUUGGCAGCGACGAAUCUAAUCUGGCCCGACGGAAAGCCAGUCGCGCCUCGUGGGGAGACACUGCUCCCCCAUCUCCCGGGUCGGUUCAGCGUACUUUUACAUUUUCCUCCCAUUCGGAUGACGCGCCGGGAUUGGCACUACUCUCUGGCAUAUCCACCGAUAUUCAAGUGCAAGAUGGCCCCAGUCUCGUCGUUCCCAUCGCCCUUUUGCGCGCCGCUGGUUCGGAUGCGCCCAGCAACGCCGUGACAGACCCGACCAGCGAACCUCAAAGCCAAAGUCCGGUCACAUUGGAGCAUAAGCAGAUUGCUCGGUGCCUCGAUGCGGGCGCGAUGGAUGUCUUGCUGACUCCACUCGAUCGAGCCCGCAUCCAGGGGCUGGUGGUCCAUGCGUACCGUACGCGCCGAAAUGCUCAGAAGGAGAUGUCUCGCUUUCUCACACGGAAGAAGCUGCGCAAGCUGUCGUGGGUGGGAGUGCACGAAGAAGAGCCAUAUUCGUAUCUGAGAGAGGCCAUGGUGUCAAAACUGAUGAAGGGGAUUUGCAAACCCGAGGAAAUCAUCGACGAGUUCCAAGAACGUGAGAUCAACGUGAACCCAGAACGCAAAGCUCUGAUUAAGGAGCAGGUUGGGAGCUGGAAUUUCUCAGCGCACGAUUUCUCGGAAGACGAGCUGGUCUUUGGUGCCUGCCAGAUGAUCACUCAUGCGUUCAGUCUACCCGGACUGGAACAUUGGCGGUUAACUCCCGGUGAACUGCAAACGUUCCUUCUCGCCUGUCGGGCUGCCUAUAACUCCUUCGUCCUCUAUCACAACUUCCGCCAUGCCAUUGACGUCUUGCAGUCAGUGUUUUGCUUCCUGCUUCGUAUUGGCGUUCUACCCCCAUACGACCCGAUUGGACAGACCCCCGUUACGAAAUCCUCCAUCGCCUCUCUCAUAUCUCCGUUUGACGCUCUCACUCUUCUAAUCUCGGCGAUCGGUCACGACGUCGGUCAUCCUGGUGUCAACAACUUCUUCCUCGUCAAGCUUAACGCUCCCUUGGCACAGCUGUAUAAUGAUAACUCUGUCCUCGAAGCCUUCCAUUGUGCCGCUUUCUCUCAGAUCCUUCGCCGUCACUGGCCCGCUGCGUUCAAGGACAAGCAACUUCGGAAGCUACUCAUCAGCUCUAUUCUGGCGACCGACAUGGGUGUACAUCAGAAGUUCAUGGAACGGAUGGGAUCGCUGCAGGAGAAGUUCUACGCGAACCAAAACUCGGUCGAUGGCUGGAAACCCCAGGAUAUAGAGAUGUACAAGACUCUCUUGUGCGGUCUGCUGAUCAAGUGUGCUGAUAUCAGUAACGUGGCUCGGCCAUGGACGGUCGCCGAGAAAUGGACUCAGAUCCUACAAGAAGAAUUCGCCAACCAGGGUGAAAUGGAAAAGGAAGUCGGUAUGGAGACGGCACUCUUUGGCGGUCCUCCCGAGUUGGGUAAUAUCUACAAGCUGGCCACGAGUCAGAUUGGGUUCAUGUCCAUCUUUGCCCUCCCCCUUUUCGAAGGUAUCUCCGAUCUUCUCCCACAGUUGCAGUUCACGGGCGACCAAAUUCGCCGCAACCAGGCACAGUGGCAGGAAUAUGCCAAUCACGAAAUGCGGAAACAACGCUUGCCCGUCCAGCAUCGCAUAGAGAUUGCAGUCUCGCCUCGCUCUCGUAGCCCGGCAGUUCCAGUUGUCGAGUCCAGCGAGAGUACGCCCAGGGCUGCUCCCGUAGAUGAUGGGAUUACUCCAGAUGACUCCGAUUCACCUGCAUCCUCGGAUCGCACGGAAUCGCAACCCCGUGACUACAACGAGAACAACAUUGAGCCAGUCGUGUCUCCGGACACUCCGGGUCCGCAAAUCGAGAUCACCGGAACCCCCGUGGCGCCGGAUAUAACAUCAUCUCGAAAGUCGUCCAGUGCCAUGCCUGAUCUCUCCUAUUUCUCUAUCCCGGCGGCACCGCAGUCAGCACAAGGAUCAUGCGCAACGCAGUACCAAAAUCCUAUCACUGAUAACACUACUCGCCCUUCUGGAGAUCCGGCAGUCUUGGCUGCUGCGUUGUAUGCAACCUCGGCUACAAACGGUACUCACGCAUCGACAAACACCGAAGAACGCGAUUAUGCAAACGAUCUCUCAUCCAACGACCGACCGAGUAGCUCUCGUCAAGGGCAGCAACCUGGAUCGAUGCGUCAUCAUGCUCAUCACAGCUCGUCCGUACGUACAUCUGGCCCGUCGAGUUCCAACCGCAACAGCUGCACUCGUACCCAGAGUGUCAGCACUUAUAGCAACAACAUGACUCCGAUUUCGCCCGCGACCAACGCGACCAGUUUCUUGCAGGUGGAUAGUGGGGACGAGAAGCGUGUCUCGGAUGACAGUGCCCCUCAGAGCGAUCUUGGAGCUCCUGAUGACAGCAGCACGCGUCCUAGCACGUCGUACGCUUCCCACGCGGGAGACCAGGAGAGCAGCUACAGCCGAAGUCCCAGCUUUACCAAGGAUAUUGGACAUCCGCGCUCUGAGGAUGGAAAUCACCAUGAUUUCUCUCUUCCGGCACUGAAUGGUACACGCAGCCCGACCCAGCAGUCCACCACUACUGGUGAGAGCAUCAAGAAUGAAAGUCCGCAGGGAUCUCCCGAGGACUCUCACAACGGUGUCCUACGUCGUCUUCCUAAACGACGUAGUCGGCUGCGGCUUGCGUUUUGGAAGCGGCGGAAUCACCACCAGCAGGAGGUCCAUGGUGAAUCUUGA